This is a messenger RNA of Penicillium pulvis, 1854 nucleotides long. RefSeq names its product GIY-YIG nuclease family protein. The record is from RefSeq and is a predicted model, not a curated record. The transcript has a single exon. The coding region runs from base 1 to 1854 and encodes 617 amino acids. NCBI's taxonomy places the organism in Eukaryota, Fungi, Ascomycota, Eurotiomycetes, Eurotiales, Aspergillaceae.
AUGCCUACUCCACCCAGUUCAGCAAACCUCAACGGUGGAAUAAUGCCAUCAGGCACCGAUGAUUUAAGAAAGCGCAAUGACAGCGAGAUAAUGUCUGAAAAACAAAACCGGACCAUAUCCCAAGAGGCUUCCCACGUCAGGCUGGAAGCGAUCACAAUAAAUCAAGUCGUUACGAAACAACACGCCCCGUCUGCUCUUAAUUCCGAUAAGACUCCAGCCAAGUCCAUUUCUAGACGCCGAGAUGAAGCUAGCGCCAAGUUGGUCAAAAUUCAAACACGCUUAGACCCAACAACUAUAGAUAUCUCUUCAUCGAACACCGGGCGAAAACCAUAUAAAAGAACCCAUCUUGGCCAGACCACGGAAGAGACCAGUAGAGCGAUGGCUCUGACACCUUCGUCGCCGAUGGAUGUUAGCUUGCUUUCUGUUUCCUUCAGAUUGAGUAAAGUCAAGCGCUUUCGGCAGACGAGCUGUGUGUUAUGGAGAUUGCCAAACAUCAGUGAGAUCAACACAGAGUUCUCUGAUCGCAAAAAUAUACUUCUUGCUCCCAAACCACGGCGGGUUAUGGCUUCCAAGCAGGGUCUCGGACCGGAGCAAGCUUCAAGACCGCAGAGCAUCACCACAGAUGGUAGUGAGCAGCCUCAGCCUGCAGGGAACCGAACUGCUGAGACGUUUCUUGAAUGUAAAAGAAUCUCUUCGCCGCACACAGGAACAAAGCAAAAAGCCAACCAGGAUGAUUUUCCAUGGGUUGCGCUCGAACGAAGGUCUUUCUGUGGAGCCUUGAAAGAAGUGGGCGCGGUUCCAAAGUCGCUCCUCAAAAUUAUGCCGCUUGAAUUGCUCCAGCUUUUAGAAGAGGAUGGCAGGAGAUGUACGGCUCGGACAACUCAGGGCAAUCGAUGUAAACUUAAUCACCCUAUCGGAUCUAUGUCGGCGCAACUCCAAAGUCUGGCCUCCCUGAAGCCAGGCGCACUUUUACCAGUGAUCCAAAAUUUAAUAGAAGUGGUAUUCUGCGCAAUACAUCAGAAAGUUGCAUUGAAAGAGACAAUAUUAUGGAAAGAAGAGUUUGAAGAGGUCUCAAAGAUCCAAGAUUAUGAAUCUAUGAUCACGAUUGAAAACAAGCGUUUAUGGGCUCUUCUUCGCUGGGGCUGUCUAUUGAAACAGGAGGCACUUUCUCAACCAAUAUCGACCUCUUUGCUGCAACAUACAGUGGAAAAAGAAACGCUUCCGAUCAACCCUAUCCAAGAAUUCAAGCAUUAUGUCAGUAAACGUUUAUCUGGAACAAUAUCUGAAGAGCUUGCAAUGCUUCUUACCAGGCCUCUCACACAAAGCGAUCUGAAACAUCAGGGCUCGAUGUACAUCUUCUGGCAACCUAGAAAUUUUGGUCAUUUGAAAAUUGGAGGAUCGGUAAACGUGCCUUGCCGGCUGGAUCAAUGGAACAAGCAGUGCAAGAAGACUAUGGAGACUAUCUUUCCGGAAAACGUGAAAGAAGAGGAUGACAAAACGGUUGAUUCACAACAGGUUCCACACAUAUCGCGCGUUGAAGCUCUAGUGCACCUGGAACUGCUACGCCACAGAAGAAUUGAGAAAAAGUGCCCUGGUUGCUUAAAAUCACACGUAGAAUGGUUUGAGAUUCCCAAGGAUAUUGCAAUAGGGGUUGUUCGCAAGUGGUCGACUUGGAUGUUGACACUGCCGUAUGAGAAACAGAUGCGAGACGGAAAAGAGCAGUGGAUUCUGAAAAGCACGGAACGAGAAAAUUUGGCUAAUCUAUGUCGCACUGAUACAAAACCUUCAACUCCUUCUUUGCCUCCUGUCAAAGAGAAGAGACGCUCAUCUCCUCGCUUUCGACGCUCGAUUUGA